AUGCUGGCAAGAUCAUGGCGCAUAACGGCACCUGCGCCAACACACGCCUCGGUACUGUACCGCCGUGUACACGACGAUAACGGCGCCGGGCCGUCACGCCCUCGACCUGCUUCCAAGCGACGGGCUCGUGAUUCCAGCCGCGAGCUGCGCCGGUUACUGCCGACUCUUCACGAUGGUGUCUACGGCUCAUAUGGCGGCUUGAUGCGAGAAAUCGAGAAGAACGGCUUCGACGAGGACCGCCUUUCUUCGCUCGACCGGCAUGUCAUUCUUCAUCACAUUAUCCGCCGAAGUAAGCGAGGAGGACCGCUAGCAAUCCAAGCUGCCGCCGAGUUCAUGAAAGGGGACGCGACAAUUAGGGAUCGCACGAUGAGCGUCAUCUGCUACAAGAAGAAUCACACCGUGCGGAAAGUGAAGAAGGUACCGAUACAGGCGAUAUCGAGCACGCAGCAGCCCUCGAUUGAGGAUCAGCAGCCACUCCAGAUCCCUCCAAGACUGGCGGAAGUACUCGUACUUCUGGAGACAAUGCAACGUCGGCAUUUGACCAGACCGAAAACGCUUUACGACCUCGUUAUCCGGCAAGCUGUCGCCGAGGAUAGACCAGACAUUGCAGCCAAGGCGUUCGUCGGCCUUGUCGAGGACUGGAUUAUUGAGGGCCGGAUAGCUGAAGGUGCAGACCCAGAGGACUUCUACCGUGGUGGCGGCCCUCCCCGUCACAAGCCAAAGAGCACGCCACUUCACCAGCUCUGGUUCUCUGGCGUUCGAACCUGGCGGUGGCCCGGUGAGGCACUCAGCCCGCACGACCGUUUGGAUCUCUGGCACCCGCAACAUCAUGCACUGGACGAGCGUCUGCGAGGCUUCCCGAUGCCUGUUCCGACAAGCCCGCCGAGUUUAGUUCCCCACCCGACCUCAGACCUCCUGGAGCUCAUUCUUGAGUCCUUGGACAUGGAUCCGACAACUGUGCAUCCGAGACAGUACGCCGCGACAAUGCGUGCUUUGGCUAUCUUGGCCAACACGAUCCUCUCCCGCACCCUUCCGAUCAACAACAUCCCGCCACUCCUUGCCAUGUUCUCCAAGGCCAACAUGUAUCCCCUGGUAUACCCGGAGAGUUUCACGGAGGAGCCGCGGUCGAAUGCUUGGGCAUACACAGCCAACACGCAGGCUCAUGUCGCCCUCGUUUCGCUCAUGCUCUCCCCGCCCAACUACUCUCAGGCGGCGGAGAUGACCGAAAAGCUGUCGAGGCGCGCGCAGGAGAAGAAGAAGGAAGAGGGGCCGGCACAGUACAUGCUUGGGCCGCUGUCAUGGCGUUCGUGCCUCGUGCUUAUCAAGUACGCGGCAGCGCAGCUGAAGCAGCCCUCAAUGGUCACCCGCGUGGUGGCAUACAUGCGGUCAACAUUCCGGGAUUGGUCGCCGACGGCGCUGAACGUCUUCUUCCGCUCUUCAAAUCGCUCGGGACAAUACGGGUAUGCGCAGAACGCCGACGACGCUCUCUUCGGUGGAACGACCAUUGGCCGCCGAGGCUCGAGCAAGGACGAUCUCGCAGCCAUGCCGAACAUGGAUUCGGUCAUUGCUCUCAUCAAGCACCUGCAGUCGACGGAACAGAUUGAUCGUCUCGUCAAGCUCACUUAUGCGCUGCAUCCCUUCCUGCAGUCGGUCCGCGGCGAGAAUGGCGACCUGCGUCCCGAAGUUCACCCGCUGCCUGAGUACGUUGCGCUCGUAGAGGCACUGGGCUCGGUCGGCAAGGUCAACCUCGCGCAGCGAGUAUUCGGCCUGGCCCUGCACGCCGAGAGCAGUCUUGUCGGCCAAUUCCGCCGCGAAAACCCCGGCACCCGCGAGCCGCAGGAAGUCUACCUCCCGCUGCCGAUCUUCACCGCCAUGAUCCGCAUGUUCGGCGCGGAGGCUGGCCGCGGCCGCGGCGAGAACAAGCAGCGACGCGGCUGGUUCGUCCCCGCCGAGGACGUUCAUCUCUCGCGCACGGCGGCGGCCGAGUCAAUGAUCCUUCGCAUCCACAAGCGAGUCAUGACCCGCUACCGCGCCGGCGCCGGGCAGGAGGGUCGCAUCGUACCCGACGAGCGUUACCUGAACGCCGUGAUCCGUGGCAUGCGUUUCCGUUGGCAUCUCGAGGCGGAGGACGCCGCGCGGCCGCUGCCCGCGCAGGCCAAGGCCGAUCUCGAGAAGUUCUUGGGAAACGUUGCCGAGCUCGGUCUCACUACCCCGCCCGGUCUGGUAUCCAAGUUUAAGACUGGCACGAUCGAGGGCCCUACCGUCUUCGAGACGACGGCACCCUUCGGCCCUGCCGCCCCACUCCCCACCAGCCCUGAGCUCGUCAAGAUGGCCCUCGCUGCCGUCGAGGAGGAGCGCCAGGCCAUGCUUGAGGACGAGUUCGAGGAACUCGUCACCGUCCCCGACACUUCGGAGAGGCGCCGCGCCCUCCAGCAUUAG
Molecule: messenger RNA, 2439 nt
Organism: Trichosporon asahii var. asahii CBS 2479
Lineage: Eukaryota; Fungi; Basidiomycota; Tremellomycetes; Trichosporonales; Trichosporonaceae
Exons: 1
Coding region: 1-2439 (812 amino acids)
Source: RefSeq, a predicted model, not a curated record